Messenger RNA from Camelus dromedarius (Arabian camel), 4346 nucleotides. It is a transcript of the gene CATSPERG, whose product is annotated as cation channel sperm associated auxiliary subunit gamma. The record is from RefSeq and is a predicted model, not a curated record. The coding region runs from base 663 to 4109 and encodes 1148 amino acids. NCBI's taxonomy places the organism in Eukaryota, Metazoa, Chordata, Mammalia, Artiodactyla, Camelidae. The transcript has 28 exons. Gene Ontology annotation, cellular component: motile cilium; sperm principal piece; CatSper complex.
AGCUGGGGGGCGGGGCCAGAAGUGGGGGUGGAGCCAGGUGCAGUUACGCGACCCCAGGGAGUAGCAGGACUGGGAAAAAUAGGUGGGGAGCAGGUAGAUUAAGAAACAGAACCCGAGACCGGGUGAAGAGUAGGGGCAGGAUGCAGAGCAGGCGCAGAGCAAAGAAGAAAGGUGGGACAAGGUUAAGGGGCGAGGCGAGGAGACAAGGGGAAACUAGGAGCUGGGGCGUGACCAGGAGUAACAGUAGGGGCGAGACCUGGAGUAGUAGCAGAGGUGGGAUCCGGAAUUGGAGUGGAUGCAGGAUCGGGGGCAGGGCCGAGGUUUGGAGCAGAGGUGGAGCCAGGAGCAAAAGCAGGAGUGGAGCCAGAAGCAAGAGCUGGAGCCGAGCCAGGAGCAAGAGCAGGGGCGGAGCCAGGAGCAAAAGCAGGGGUGGAGCCAGGUGCAGGAGCAGGAGCGGAGCCAGGAGCAAGAGGUGGAGUGGAGCAAGGAGCAAGAACAGGGGUGGGGCCAGACGCCUGAGCAGAGUCGGGGUCAGGAGCAGGGACCAGGCGAAGCGCAGCAGCGAGGUGGGAUCUCAGACGGCGCCUACCAAGAGCAGUCUUGCAAGCUAGUGUUGACCUCCGCAUUCUCCAUGUUGAAGCCACUUUGCUCGCUGCCCCGAGAUGUCCCCUGCGUGGCCGAGACUCCGAGUUCUGCGAGCGCUGAGGGCACUGCUGGUGGUGCUGUUGGCACCAUGGAGGUUGUGGGCGAUAAAGGAUACACAGGACUGCACCUGGCAGGUUGCCCUGAACAAGUUUGACGCAAUAGGCGAGAACCACACGAGUGAUCGUUUCUUCUAUCAAGAGCCCCUGGACACAGUGGAUGAAGUGUUCAGCCUGCUGGUGGAUGCACCCAUCGACCCGGACAAGACAUACCUAGGCUUUCCUUACUACCUGAAGAUCAAUUACUCCUGCAAAAGAGAGUUCUCCGAGGCCCUGGUCCGCAAGGGCCACCUGACGGGGCUGAAGCCCAUGGUGCUGGUCAGCUUCCAGUCCCCAGUCAACUUCUAUCACUGGAAGAUAGAGCAGCUACAGAUCCAGAUGGAGGCAGCCCCCUUCCGCAGCAAAGAGUUGUGUAAUGCCGAGGAGGUGUGUGUCAUGAGCUGGUAUACGCCCAUGCCCAUCAAGAACGGCAGCGUGGUCAUGCGCGUGGAUGUCAGCAGCAAUGGCCUGGGGCCCUUCAUUCCCAAUAAAAGUUUUCGGGUGAACAUCAACGGCUUCCUGGAGAGACAGCAAGACAAUACACUACGUUUCACUGUGGGAAAUGAGCUCUUCAAUCUGAUACCCCGGUACUUUGUGAAUGUCCCAUCACGGCCCCUGUGGUACACUGUGGACCAGGCACCUGUGCUCAUCCUGGGCGGCAUCCCUGAGGAGAAGUCCAUCCUGCUGACCGACACAAACUUCAAGGACUUCUUCCUUGUGGAGCUGAGCAUUGACAAUUGCUGGGUAGGCUCCUUCUGCCCCCAGGCCAGCUUCACCGCCACCAUCUACGAUGCCAUCGCCACCGAGAGCACCCUCUUCAUUCGGCAGAACCAGCUCGUUUACUAUUUUACGGGCACAUAUAUCACACUCCACGAGAGCAACCAUGGCAGCGAGAAAUGGGUUCAUGUCCUGGACAACGAGUGUGUCAAGAAGUUGUGCCCCGUGCAUUUCCAUAGCAAUGGCUCUGAGUACAUCAUAGCCCUCACCGCUGGCAAGCACGAAGGUUACGUCUACUUGGGGACUAUCACAGAUGGCCGUGUGUCCUUCGAGUUGCUGCCCAGGCAGCGGUCCGUGUGUGAUGCGAUAAAAGUUGUCAACUGCUCCAUAACCUGGGCCGUGUUCGUUGCUGGUCACUACAAUCUCCUGCUGCUGGUGGAGACUGAAGACGCCUCCACCAGGAAGUAUUUCCAGGUGGUCAGCUAUGACCUGGUCCGUGAUUACCUGGUCAUCCUCUACACUGUCCCAGAAUUCAUCCCUGACGCUCAAGGCCUGGAGUUCCUGAAUAUCCUAGGGACAGAGUCUUACACCAACAUCUCGAUGGUACCUAAGGGCAUGUCCUAUAACCCAUAUAACAACUGGCUGUUCAUCUGGGGCAACUUCCUCCUGAUGAGCUAUAACAAUCAAAACUUCAUCUACCUGGCGGAUUUCCCCAAGGAGCUGUCCAUCAAGUACCUGGUCAACUCAUUCCAUGGUGAAGUGGCUAUUGUCACAGAGACCGAGGAGAUCUGGUACCUCCUGGAGGGCAGCUACCGGGUGAACCAGCUCUUUCCAUCCAAGGGCUGGGAGGUGUACAUCAGCCUACAGGUGAUGCACCAGUCCUCUCUCUACGCCCCCAAUGAGACCAUGGUCACCCUCUUCUACGAAGACAGCAAACUGUACCAGCUGGUAUACCUUAUAGACAACCAGCAGGGCAGGCUCGUCAAGAGGCUUGUGCCUGUGGAGCAGCUUCUGAUGUACCAGCAGCUCAGCAACAGCUACCACUUGAAGCCGCAAGGGGGUCACCUGACGCUCUCCUUCACCGAAUUCUGCCCCUUCAUGGUGUUGCGCCUGCGGGACUUACCCAACCCGCAAACCUACACGCGCCAGGAGCGCUACCGAGCACAGCCGCCGCGCGUCCUGGAGCCCUCGGGCUUCCACAACGAGAUCUCCCUCGCUGUCUAUCAGGGCCUCGUUUACUACCUGCUCUGGCUGCACUCCGUGUACGACAAGCCCUACGCGGACCCGGUCCACGACCCCACCUGGCGCUGGUGGAAGGACAGGAGGCAGGAUCAGGAUUACUACUUCUACCUGGCGAGCAACUGGAGGAGCGCGGGCAAGGUGCACAUUGACAUGACUAGUUACGAAAAGAUCUACGACCUCAAGGCCGAGUAUGAGCUGCCCGAGCGCAUCUUCCUGGACAAGGGCACCAGCUACAGCUUUUCCAUCUUCCUGACCGCCCAGGGGCAUUUGUUCAAGUCGGAGAUCCGGCACGGGGUCUCUGUCCAGCCGCAGAGUCGGGCAAAGCUGGCGGUGGUGCUGGGCGACCCGGGCUGCAUCAAGGUGGUGAUGAAGAAGGAGGUCCUUAUUAAUCGCUACUUGGUACUUCUCUGGGUUACGCUCAGUGAUAAAAGGUCUUGCUUUGACCAAGGCAUUAGUGGACAUCACCUUAGGAAGACCUCCAUGCUCGUCAAGGUGGUGGGCUCUGCCUGGCACUGCUUUCAGAACACGCUCCAGGGGCCCCGCAUGCAAGGCAACUUGAUGAUACCAGUGCUUAUCGGCUGCCCCCCAGGCAAGCGCCUGGCCUUCGACAUCACCUACACGCUGGAGUACAGCCGCCUGCAGAACAAGCAUUACUUCGACUGCGCGCAAGUGGAUCGUGAGAUGCCCUGCUUCUUCUUCCGCGAUAUCUUCUACCCCUUCUUCUUGAUCCAAGACUUGGUGACGGGAGAUUCUGGCAGUUUUCAGGGCAGCUACGUACUGAAGGUGGUGGGCGGCGGGCCCACUAUGGACACCAUCAAGGAAUACAGCGAGGAGGAGAUCUACCGCUUCAACAGCCCUCUGGACAAGACCCGCAGCCUCAUCUGGACCACGAAGAACACGACCACCAAGGACUCGGCCUUCCACAUCAUGUCCCACAACAGUUUAGGCAUUGAGUGGCUCUGUCUGGAGAACUCCCCGUGCUACGACACUAUUCCCCACAGCAUCUUCGCCCCUGAAUUCUACUUCAAGGUGUUGGUGAGCAAUAGAGGUGUGGACAAGAGCACAUACUGUGACUACCAGCUCACCUUCCUGCUGCACAUCCACGGGCUACCACUCAGCGCCAAGCGGGCCUUCUUCAUCCUCAUGGUGUCAGCCAGCCUGUUUGUCGGCCUGGUCAUCCUCUACCUCAUCUUCUGCCUCCUGUUGCCCUGUAUGAUGAAGGCCUGCAACGUCCUCCACUGGAAGAUCAGUAACAUCAUGGCCUCAGAAUCCUACACCUACAGCACCCACUCCAACACCAGAGUCUUCAUCAGGACCUCUGGGACCAAAUCUGGGGGUGGCUCUAGGGGUAGCUCCAGAGUCAUCCCCAAGGCAGUUCAGGAGAACAAGGAUGUCCCCAAAAAACCUUGAAGAAGUCGUUGCUGACCUGGGCCUCUUGCCCGCCCCAACCACCACCUACCCUCAUCUCUCCUUUCCUGGGCUAUCUUGGAAAAGCAACCUGUCACUCAUCCCAGGACCUUCUUCCUGUUUUCCUUGAAUUUUCACUUCUCAUUUCAGCACCAGUGGUGGGUCCUCAUCAGGACUCAUGCUCAGUUAGUUUGUACCACCCAGCCACAUAGGUUAUUAAAAUAUCUAAGUCCUUCUCGG